This is a messenger RNA of Saccostrea cuccullata (small rock oyster), 472 nucleotides long. RefSeq lists its product as uncharacterized. The record is from RefSeq and is a predicted model, not a curated record. Lineage: Eukaryota; Metazoa; Mollusca; Bivalvia; Ostreida; Ostreidae. The coding region runs from base 37 to 396 and encodes 119 amino acids. Gene Ontology annotation, molecular function: calcium ion binding. The transcript is spliced from 4 exons.
GAUAUUUCUUAAAAUCAUAGCUACAUUUUGAUCAGAAUGAAACUUCAAAUACUUCUCUUCGUGUCCCUUUGUUUCGUGGUGUGUCUCGAGGCAGCAGAGAAAGUAAAAAACUUGCCGAUGAAGAGAUGUAGUGAUAACUGGCUGUGGGUUUGGUGUAGAAGAGGCAGUGUAGGAAAAUCCGACGGAACAUUGCCAUGUAAUCUCAAUUUAUUUGAUGCAAACAGGGAUGGCGUCAUAACACUAGAGGAAUUUCAGAAACAUGUGACCCCAAAAUCAAGGUCAUAUACCGAGACCAUUUUCUUCAAAAUCGAUGCUGAUGCUGAUGGUGGCAUAACAGAAGCUGAAUUUAAAGACAGCCUGCCAACACUGAGGGCUCAUAAAGUAGCCAACUGUUAAUCAAAUUAGGGAAUAAUGCCAUUGGUAGAAGAGACAACUGCAAGAGUACACAACUGCAAAAUAAAUUUUCAAAGCA